Molecule: messenger RNA, 2440 nt
Organism: Sebastes umbrosus (honeycomb rockfish)
Lineage: Eukaryota; Metazoa; Chordata; Actinopteri; Perciformes; Sebastidae
Product: growth/differentiation factor 8-like
Exons: 3
Coding region: 39-1130 (363 amino acids)
Biological process (GO): SMAD protein signal transduction
Cellular component (GO): extracellular region
Molecular function (GO): cytokine activity; growth factor activity
Source: RefSeq, a predicted model, not a curated record
ACAGCGUCACUCUGCACUGACCUCUUCGUCUCUCCAGGAUGCUCCUCUUCCUCUUCCUCAGCCUGCUCCUCUUCUUCUCUGAGAGCUUCUCCUCCAUGGAGAUGAACCAGACCUCCAAGCUGCUGGUGGAGAACGGAGGAGAGCAGUGUUCAGCCUGUGACUUCAGGGAGCACAGCAAGCAGAUGAGGCUCCACAGCAUCAAGACCCAGAUCCUCAGCAUCCUGCGGCUGGAACAGGCUCCCAACAUCAGCCGGGACAUGAUCCGCCAGCUGCUGCCCAAAGCGCCUCCUCUGACCCAGCUGCUGGACCAGUACGACCCGAGAGUAGAGGACGAGGACCGGGCCACCACGGAGACCAUCAUCACCAUGGCUACCAAGCCUGAUCCGAUCGCCCAGGACGAGUUGUCCUCCUGUUGCCUGUUCAGCCUCAGUCCGAAGAUCCAACCCAAAAACAUCCUCCGUGCUCAGCUGUGGGUUCACCUGCGGCCGGCCGACAUCGUCACCACCGUCUUCCUGCAGAUCUCCCGCCUCAAACCCGGGAAGGAGGGAAACAACACCCGAGUCAGAGUCCGCUCCCUGAAGAUCGACACGGACGCCGGUGCCGGCUCCUGGCAGAGCAUUGACAUCAAGUCACUGCUGCAGGCUUGGCUGCGUCAACCAGAGACCAACUACGGGCUCGAGAUCAACGCCUACGACUCCAGUGGAGGAGAUCUGGCCGUCACCUCAGCAGAGCCCGGAGAGGAAGGACUGCAACCGUUCAUCGAAGUGAAGAUCCUCGACAACCCCAAGAGAUCCCGCCGUGACUCGGGCCUCAACUGUGACGAGGAGUCUGCAGAGACCCGCUGCUGCCGCUACCCGCUCACCGUCGACUUCGAGGAGUUCGGCUGGGACUGGAUCAUCGCGCCCAAACGCUACCGGGCCAACUACUGCUCGGGGGAGUGCGAGUUCAUGCACCUGCAGCAGUACCCACAUGCACACCUGGUGAACAAGGCCAACCCACGGGGCACAGCGGGGCCCUGCUGCACGCCCACCAAGAUGUCACCCAUCAACAUGCUCUACUUCAACCGCAAGGAGCAAAUCAUCUACGGAAAGAUCCCAUCCAUGGUGGUCGACCACUGCGGCUGCUCCUGAGGAAGCCGCGGCGUCUGCAGGACAUAUAGAAGCUUUGUUUUCAGCAAAAGUGAAGAAAAAAAAAUCAAUAUUUUGUUAAAAAUCUAUCCCAUCUAUGAAAGAGAUGCAAGGAGUAUUCUCAAGGACAGGACUCCUAUUUUUAGUUUCAUACUUUGUGCUUUUAUCCAACUACAACAAUUAGAUAUCAGACUAAACAUUAUAGAAAGAAGUUAUUCUGAAGGAACAACUAAAGAUCAGAAAAGCACAACGGAGAUCUCAGAAGUUCUUAAUCUAAACUUCUAGACUGUGAAAAGUGGUGGCAGUAUAUCGGGAUGACAAGUAAGGUUUGCAGUAAACAAGCAAGAACAAUGGUGGAACGUUUUGAAGAGAAACACAUAGAGUCACUUUUUCUUCACUAUAAAGUAACUUUGUCAGAAGUAUCACCAUGUUCAGUUAUCGGCAUUUUUAUGUUGUGCAAAACCUGAUUUUUUUCAAUGACUGUCCCCUAGUGGGUGAACUUUUUAAUCCUCCUGGCAAUGAGAACGAUGCAAUGGUAAAAAGCAUGAGUAUAAUUCAUUAAUGAAUUAGAUAUGAAGUUGGCAAAAUUGCAUAAUGCAUAUUCAAAAAAGAUAUAUAGACUGACUCCUACUGCUUCCUGUCCUCCUGUCUUGUGAAAACGUGUUCUGAUUUGAGCUUUGACAACAGCAAACCCUGCAGGGUGUCUUCCACGUGCGCCUUUAUUUUGAAAAACAUGAACCUACUGACUCUGAGCUGACCCAAAGCUUGUUUGCAAACUCCUCGCUGUGAUCUGUUCUCGAGAAAGUUGUCAGCAAUGUUCUUCCUUUGAGAUGGCUGCCCCGUCUCCCCUUAUGAGUGUAUUUAAUGAGUUGACGACCAGCACAAGGGAAAGUGAUAGGAUGAGAGACCUGUCAAUCAAGGCAGACCUCCAAUCAAAUCUUAACCUGUACGAUUUGUAGACCUGUAAUCAAACAGUUCACAAUUCUAUUCUUCAGGCCUAAAGGUUGUCAGAAGAUUUUCAAAGCUGAUUUUUAAUAAUGUUUUCCUUCUUCUUCUUCUUUUCUGGCAUUUUGCAAUUUUUCUUCUCUGGUUUUAUAGCUUGCAAGCACUAUACAUUUGCAGGAAAAAGAGACUGAAAGUGGCUGAAAGGUGAUUUGUUGCACCUGUAACAACACCCACUGACACACCCUGGAGUAAACUUCUACAACACUGCAGCAGGAUGAGAAGCUAAAACACUGAAGGUCAGCAAAAACAAGAUUUUAGGUGGUGUAAAGUUGGUACAAGAUACUGAAAUAAAAGCUACGAACAAGUAA